This is a messenger RNA of Larimichthys crocea (large yellow croaker), 1722 nucleotides long. RefSeq lists its product as uncharacterized. Gene Ontology annotation, molecular function: protein binding. The coding region runs from base 275 to 1321 and encodes 348 amino acids. Lineage: Eukaryota; Metazoa; Chordata; Actinopteri; Sciaenidae. The record is from RefSeq and is a predicted model, not a curated record. The transcript is spliced from 11 exons.
UUUAUGGAAAGUGAUGAGGCUUUGAAGCAGAAACGUUAGUCAGAGUGCGCAUGGGUCUAUGUGUGACAGCUUAACGUACAAACAGGGCAGCAGCAGAUUGAAUGGUAAGAGAUCAGUGGGAGGGGGAGACAGGAAGACAGGAAGAUGUCACCAGGUAAGGAAACAAUGACACAGACUAUGGGUAGAGUGAGCGAGAGGACAGAAAGAAAGAAAGAGAGAGGGAGAGUCACACCUUGAGGAAGUUGACAAAACAAAGGACGCAUCAUCUUGAAGGAUGGGACUUGUGCAAUGUUUUGUGAUUGUCUCGAUGUUAUCUACACAGUUGGGCCUCACCAUUCCAGUGACAGAGCUGCCUGUGUAUUACACUGAGCGGAGUGGCGCAAAAUGUAAAAUGUGUCCUGCAGGUGAGUAUCAGAAGUCUUGUACAGAGUGCGCGCCCUGUGCUGCUGGAUCCUACACAACUGAACUGAACAGAGAGAGAGACUGCCAUUUUUGCUACAGAGACUGCAAACCAGGUCUUCAUCUCAAGGUGGCUCAGAGUUGCACCAGCAAGUCCGAUAUGACGUGCGUCUGUGAGGACGGUUACAGAUGCAAGGAGAUGUUCUCAAACUCAAAAAACUGCAAAUUCUGCGAAAAGAUACAGGAAACUACAACUGAAGCAGCAGCAAUUGUCUUAGUCAAGGAUAAACACACGCCUUCAGCUUCCUCAGGACAUAGCAGGACUUCUGCCAAAGCUUGCACAUUUCCAAAGUGUGGCCUUCAGUCAGACCAAAUGGCCAGAAAUUAUACAAAACCGGAAACAGACAAACAGACAAACAGUCAUCUGGCAGCCAUCUUGUGUCCAGUGGUUGCUGUGGGAUGUGUGGCCCUUGUGAUCCUCUUCUUUGUUCGUCGCCCCAGAGAUGAAUCAUGUUUCAAGCAAGUGUUGCUGGUCUGCAAUGAGGGCGGCAGAGAUGCUUCUCACAAGUCGAAGGAGUCAACUCAUCAGUUCCCCAGAGACUCAUUCAGUGCAAAGCAGCAGCCAUCGUCCCUUUCAGCAGCUAAUCUGGGUCCAGUCCACGUCCAUAAUCCAGGGACGGUCAUCUUUAGCUUGCUCAGUCAGUUUACAGGCCAAGUUGGUCCGACUAUUGAAUGUGGGAAGACGGCAGAGAAAGAGUGCAGCGAAGAAGAAGACGAGAGAGACUGUCCUGUGUUUCAUCCCACGUCUUCACCCAGUAUUCCUCUCUCUGAGGAGGAGAGGAGCGGAGAGAUUGACAGCAUAUUCUUUCCCUCCCAGGAACAAGGGAAGGACUGCCACAUGUCAAAAGAGGAAGCGCUAUGAUGUAUCAUAAAAUUCUCAGAAGAUUUGCAUAAGUGCUUGUGGCCACCGGCAUCCAGACUGAUCCUAAAAACAUUCUUUAAAAAAAGAAGGAACCAUACUAGCUGUGAAACCACAACUGACGGUCGAGCCGAGUCAUCUUUCUCUGGCAAACUGUGAAUCACAGGCUUCUACACAAAUAUUUUCAUCUGCAGGUUCUGGGAAAAUUUGUGGUUGGUACGCACCAGCAAAUUUAAGUCUGGGAAGAACAGCUGGAAGGUGAUCUCCUUUGUAAGUUAUAAUUUAAAAUGGCAUGUAAAUACUCUUAAAUAAGCUCUGUCUGCUGUAUUACAUCUAAAUGUUUAAUGACUUGCAGAAUUAUUAGACAUUUAUUGAUUACAAUAAAACUUUAUUUUGAAUUAAAA